UUUGAUCUACCCCACUGCUACACAUUGCAAAAUGUGAGUCUGAUAGAAGAAAUACUAAAUGUAUUUCAUCUACGUGGCAUUCAAAAAUUCAUCUUGUCUCAUUUUUAACUUUCAAAUGAGGAUCUUAUGGAAAAACAUUAAGCCUACCCUAGAAUCAAAAUGUUCCGCCGUCUACGGAUAUGUUUUAACUACCAUAUAUAUAUAUAUAUAAGAAGCUUUUGUCGAUAAUUAAAAUGAAAACAGAAAAAGAAACCGCCUAGUAGAUUUAUUAUUAUGUGUAGGUUAAGUAGCACAAUCGUCUCCUAAUAUUGCAUGUUAAUACAAAAAAAAACAAGUUUUCUAUUGCUUAUAGACUCGAUUGAGUAUUUGAAGAACGUACGUUAGUAUUUUUUCUUAAACUUCAAAUACUUAUGUAUUCGAUGUUAUGUGAAAAUAGUUCAAAGGAAAAUAAAUAAAUAAAUCUACGUAGUAAACAUUAUUAUACUAAUGAAUGAAGUAAAUGACAAAUUUACUUGUAAAAAAAAAAAACAAAACUACGAAAAUGAUUCAAAAUUUUUUUAAACAAAUAUUUAUGAAUUACAGCUAAACGAAGAAAACAAAUGUCCCUUUUGAAAUAUAAUGAACUCUAUUGUUUUCUUUUUUUGAAUAAUUCAAGAAGAUAAGUAGCUUGAGACUAAUGGUUUUCACCAUUCGAAAAAAUGAAGUAAGUUUGUCCGAAACAGUUCAAAAAAAAUACUCAAGGUUUAACUGAAAGUCGUAGUGCAAGAUCCGUAUUCUUCAUAUUUCACAUUGGACGAGAACUCAUCAAGAUAAAAUAUUGAAGUCAUUCUGUGUGAACAAAGAAGAAUUCUUGCGAAUAAAAAGGAAAUCUGUGUUUAAUACUUCAAAGCUUAUUUUAAUGCAAGUUAUAAACAUGUAAAGUAUCAGCAAGUCACGGUUGGAUAGAGCAAGUCGAAUUGCACCUUAGUAACACUUAGAAAAGUCUAUUAAAACUGAAAUACGCCAAAAGUAUCAAAUCUCAAUAUUUAUCCGACUUUGUUUUGAUUUUAUUCGUCACUUGGUUACGCAAUAAAUACGAGCCUUGUAUUCAAAGUUUUUAAUCAUUAGGACUUCAGUUCCAAAUGAAAUCAAUAUCAUAUUCAAAAUCAACAAAACAAAAUGAAUCAAAUAGUAUACUCAAUGCUUCAAACUAAUCUUACUCAAAUUUCGACUAUUAGGGAAGCACAAGUCAGAGCAUUCGAAAAUAAAACCGAAUGGCUGUAAGAACAAAAAUUUGAUGAAAAUUAACGUUAAGUACUAAGUAUACUAUUCGAUUCGUAUUUUUCUGUUGAUUCGGAAUAUGGUAUUUGGAACUGAAGUUCUAAUGAUCGAAAUUAGAGUUUUACUCUUAUAUCGAUUAGAACGAUUUUCUCAACACUCAAACAAUAUCAUCACUACAAAUAUUGCAGGUAAAAUAAAAAAAAGAUUAGAAUAAAUAUUGAUGCUUGAUACUUUUGGUGUUUUUCAAAUUUUAUGAAUUUUUAUUAUUUUUCUAAUUUAAUUUUUAUAGUUAGCUUGAAAAGCUCUAUCCAAUCAUAACAAAUUUUUUUUUUCAAAUUUUGAAUUGUCGGCCCAUUACUUUGUUUAACAAAUUGGCUUUAAUAUAAACUCCCAUAUUAGCUCUUUCAAACUUUUGAAGUCAUAAAACUUCCGCUUUGAACUUAAUCAAAAACAACAUAGUAGAUUCUAUUUAUAAUGGAUUAGGUUAUUGUAAGAUAAAAAUUUUAUUCGAAUAUUUAGAUCAGGUUUAGACUCAAUUGAAUUAGUUCAUCGUGUUUGGCGUCAAUUGAUUUUUUGUUUGAAAAAUUUAUCAAAUGAACAAGUCACUAUUAAACCAUCGUUUAUUAAAGCUUUAAUUGAAACAUUAGGGAAUGAAAAUGGUGAAUCAAAUUAUUCAGCAAUUGAAUGUUGUCUUUUAAUUGGCAAUCAUGGCAAAGAACUGGAUUAUAAAUAUGAACAAUUAGUUGAUUUAUUACGAAUUGUUUUAACGAAACAUAAAGAAAAUGAACAACUUUUAAAUAUGGUUUUAAAUAAAUAUUGGACAACUAUUCGCGUACAAGGAAAUAUUAAUAAGGUAAAAUUUUUCUUAAAUAGAAUAACUAAUGAAAGACAGUUGAUGAAGAAAGGUUAA
This is a messenger RNA of Rotaria sp. Silwood2, 2170 nucleotides long. The record is from the annotation of a GenBank genome assembly. NCBI's taxonomy places the organism in Eukaryota, Metazoa, Rotifera, Eurotatoria, Philodinida, Philodinidae.